GGGAAGUGGCUGAAGGAGGAAGUGUGAGAGCGAGAGUGAGUGAGCAGGAGGCUGGGAGAUGAAGGACUGGCCGAGUGGGGUCCGUCCGUAGCUGGUCCUUGCUGACGGCCCACCACAGGGCCCAGCCGAAGAGAACAUGCACCUGCUGCCGCUGCUCCCCCUCCUCUUCUGGCUCUCAGGCAGCUCCAUCGCCGAUCCAAUCACCGGUCCAGCCAGAGUGAGAGGCACGGAGCAGAGCUCGCUGAGUGUGCAGUGUCGCUAUGUCAGCGGGUGGGAGACCUACAGAAAGUGGUGGUGCCGAGGAGCUGAUUGGAACAGCUGCAAGAUCCUCAUCCAAACCACUGGAUCUGAGCAGGAGGUGAAGAAGGACCGUGUGUCCAUCAGGGAUGAUCAGGAAAACCUCACAAUCACAGUGACCAUGGAGGCGCUCAGGAGAGAUGACGCUGACACUUACUGGUGUGGGAUUGAGAGAAUUGGAACUGACCAUGGGGUCCCAGUUGAGGUGACCGUUGACCCGGUGAUGGCGACGGUCACCCCACGAAAGACCAAAGGCUCCCCGAAUCUGAGCAGCCACCACUCCGAUGACAGGUUCAGCAUCAUGAAGCCCAGCAUCCUGGUCCCCCUCAUCUUCGCCACCCUGCUGCUUUUCUCCGUGGCCAUCUCACUCUUGGUUUGGAGGAGGGCGAAGCGGCAGAAGAAAGGUGAGAGGACCUGGCCGGGGUGGGCGGGGUGGGGCUGGUGGAGGUGUUUGGCAAAGGAGUACCUCCGUGGUCUGGAAGGGGCACUGUUGCAAAGACCACCAGCAGUGGGGGCCACCUGGAGCUUGUAGGUGAGGCCAGGAGCGCUUGGCAUUAGCCGGGCCUGUGCACCCUCCCUUCCUUCUCUCCUCUCCCCUGCCUCUCUGUUUCCGGGUUUGGUGUUGGCGGCAGGUCAGUCUACAGGCCAAGACACCUGGGUGGCACUUGUGUGGUUGCCAAGGAGAUGCUGAGCUGAUAUGGGGAAAGACAGAAAUACACACAUGCAUACUCACAGUACCUGUACACGGAUGCACAUGUGUAUGUUUAUGUGUGUACACACAAACCCUUGUGCACAUGCACACAUCACACACAUGCGUACUCGCACCACACGGUCCUCCAGGUCAGGCCAGAGAGGUCGGUGUGGCCCCGCUGACCCACUUGCUCAUGGGAACUUGCUCUUAGAGAUGCGCCUCCUCUGUCAGGGAUCACAAGACCUGCCCUGACCAAACCCUUUUCCUGUCUGGCUUCACUUCCACAUUCUCACAUGGUCUCGCCCCUCUCCCUUCUCAGAAGUGCUGGGGCCUCAGCUCUCCUGGGGCCCUCUCCAGCUCGGAGUCCUUUGGUCUGACCCUUGCUUGUCACCCUUUCUCCUGAAUUACGGUCCGUGACUACAUCUCAGGACAUGCUGUGUCCUUGGCAUCUAGACUUUUGAAACUACAAACCAGGCGGAGCGCCAAAGGGCAGAAAGAAACACUGGAAACAGCCCCCACCUUCAAACCAGUCCAUAUGCUGAGGGGGGCAGCUGGGGGCACCCCGUCUCUGCAGACCCCCUUGCUGACCGAGUCCCCACAUACCAGGCACAGCCCCCAUGGAUGCCGGACAGGCCCUGCCACCCAGCAGCGCACGGCGCGCCUGGAGUCAGCCUGGACAAAGGCGAUGAGACAGAUGUGAAGCAAGUGCCAUGAGGGCCAGGAGGGCGGGUUAGAGUCCCAGGAGCU
Tupaia belangeri chinensis (Chinese tree shrew) is the source of this 1735-nucleotide messenger RNA. It is a transcript of the gene CD300LF, whose product is annotated as CD300 molecule like family member f. Lineage: Eukaryota; Metazoa; Chordata; Mammalia; Scandentia; Tupaiidae. The record is from RefSeq and is a predicted model, not a curated record. The transcript is spliced from 4 exons. Gene Ontology annotation, molecular function: transmembrane signaling receptor activity. Bases 137 to 829 code for a protein of 230 amino acids. Gene Ontology annotation, cellular component: plasma membrane.